GCUCCGGUCGGUGCGUGUCAACUGAGCCUCUGAGAGAGAGAGAGAGAGAGAGAGAGAGAGAGAGAGAGAGAGAGAGAGAGAUAUCCUCCUUGGCACACACUCGUCAGUGUGGCAGUGUGAUUUUGACUGACUGACAGGGGAUUCUGGAGGAAACACACAGGAAAGGGACGACACACACUCCGGUUUGAUUUUUUUUUUUCUGUCAUCGUUGUCACGGCAGAUGGUUUUCUAGCUGUGCCGCCUCUAUUUACCUCAGCAUCGGAUUUUGCUUUAUUUCUCCUGUCCUUGAUUGGCUGAACCCGAGCUGAACCCAGUCAACCUGGGCCGGGCUGUGGGGCUGUUCAGCGAGCCAUAUAGCUGAAGUUGGCACCCGAGAUGAGCGCCUGGAGACCCGGGAGCGGGGCUCUCUCUUCGCCAGGGACAGGGUCUUGGUCGUGGCGGUGCUGGUGGUGGUGGGUUGUGGUAAUCGGUGUGUCAGUGGGCUCUGGAGAUCCGUGGAUGUCCGCGGAGGCAUGCCCGUCGUUUUGUUCUUGCAGCAGCACCAGGAUCUCCUGCGUGGACCCGGAGAGGGGUAUCAAUGCUUUCCCCGUCCUGCAGAGCGAGGCGGAGAUGGAGAACAUCACCGAAAUUUACAUCGCCAACCAGGGCAGCUUCUCCUCCAUCAACGACAAAGACCUGCACUACUACAAGAAUCUCAGGAACCUAACGGUGACCAACAGCAGGCUAACAUACGUUUCAAAGCUGGCCUUUCAAAACAAUAUCAAGAUACAGUACCUGAAUCUGAAAGAUAACAACCUGUCAUCGCUGUCCUGGAGGAUAUUCAAACACCUUAACAUCUCUUAUCUGAUCCUGACAGGGAAUCCUCUGCACUGCUCCUGUGAGAACAUGUGGAUCAAGCUGUUGUUAGGAGAGGAAGCAGACACUCAGGAGCUGCGCUGCAUUGAGGACGGAGGAGGACGCAAGCUGCUGUCCAGACUGACACUACCUAACUGUGAGGUUCCCAUGGCAACGUUGACCCCAUCCAAAGUGAGACUAAGGGAGGGGAAGAACAUGGAUCUGUCCUGUACGACCUCUGGGGUGCCCUCACCUGAGCUGAUAUGGAACAUGGUGUUGGUCUCCAACUAUGAGAUUGAGACAUCGGGCCAGAUUUCGUGGCUUCGACUGUCCAACCUGUCGUCGCUGGACCACAACAGCAAGAUCAGCUGCACAGCUGAGAACAUUGUUGGAGAGAAAGAGUCCUCGCUGCUGCUGGAUAUACUCUUUCCUCCCAAAAUCACUAAACUGAGUGAUGCAAUCCCUGACCAUCACUGGUGCAUCCCCUUCAGCGUGGCAGGAAACCCGGCGCCGCACCUACAAUGGUUUCUGGAUGGUGAAGCGGUGACUGAGGGGGCCUACAUCAUGACCAUGAUCCAUGACGUCACAGAGAGAGAGUACCACGGCUGCCUGCAGCUAGACAGCCCCACACACCUUAACAAUGGGCGCUACACGCUAUUGGCUGAAAACGAAUACGGAACAGACCAAAAGGACGUUGAGGCUCACUUCAUGGGCAAGCCCUGGGAUGUGGCUGAGCCUUACUAUUAUGAGGGCCCCACUGUAGACCCUCCUGAAGACAGAGUCGCUGUUUACGUGGUGGUGGGCAUUGCUGCGGUCGCCUUCACUGGUUUCCUUCUAAUGUUGGUUAUUCUCAAGUUUGGAGGAAACUCUAAGUUUGGCAUCAAAGGACCAUCUUCGGUGAUCAGUAACGACGAUCACUCGGCCUCUCCUCUUCACCACGUCUCCAAUGGCAGCAACACUCCUUCAUCCUCAGAGAUGGGCCCUGACGCGGUAAUCAUUGGCAUGACCAAGAUCCCAGUGAUAGAAAACCCUCAGUACUUCAGGAGCACAAACAGCCUGCUCAAAACUGACACAUUCGUCCAGCAUAUCAAGAGACACAACAUUGUGUUGAAGAGAGAGCUAGGAGAAGGAGCCUUCGGAAAAGUCUUCCUGGCUGAGUGUUACAACCUGUCACCUGACCACGAGAAGAUAUUGGUGGCUGUCAAGACACUUAAAGAGGCCAGUGAAAAUGCCAGGAAGGAUUUCCACCGUGAGGCUGAGCUGCUGACCAACCUUCAACAUUUACACAUUGUCACUUUCUAUGGAGUCUGUGUGGAGAGCGACCCUCUCAUCAUGGUAUUUGAGUACAUGAAACAUGGAGACCUCAACAAGUUCCUCAGGGCUCACGGUCCGGAUGCAGUUCUGAUGGCAGAGGGUCAGACCACCAGACCUGUGGAGCUGACCCAGUCUCAGAUGCUGCACAUCGCCCAGCAGAUAGCAUCUGGCAUGGUCUACCUGGCAUCACAGCACUUUGUGCACCGCGACCUGGCCACCAGGAACUGCCUGGUGGGCGAGAACCUGCUGGUAAAGAUUGGAGACUUUGGCAUGUCGAGAGACGUCUACAGCACUGACUACUACAGGGUCGGAGGUCACACCAUGUUACCAAUCCGUUGGAUGCCCCCUGAAAGCAUCAUGUACAGAAAGUUCACCACAGAAAGUGAUGUUUGGAGUCUCGGUGUUGUUCUCUGGGAGAUCUUCACAUAUGGAAAACAGCCUUGGUACCAGCUCUCCAAUAAUGAGGUGAUAGAGUGUAUAACCCAGGGCAGGGUGCUGCAGCGCCCCAGGACCUGUCCAAAAGAAGUAUAUGACCUGAUGCUGGGCUGCUGGCAGCGAGAGCCGCACAUGAGACUCAACAUCAAAGAAAUCCACUGUCUGCUCCUCAAUCUGGCCAAAGCCUCACCUGUAUACCUGGAUAUACUGGGCUGA
Perca flavescens (yellow perch) is the source of this 2799-nucleotide messenger RNA. RefSeq names its product neurotrophic tyrosine kinase, receptor, type 2a (gene ntrk2a). NCBI's taxonomy places the organism in Eukaryota, Metazoa, Chordata, Actinopteri, Perciformes, Percidae. The coding region runs from base 376 to 2799 and encodes 807 amino acids. Gene Ontology annotation, cellular component: signaling receptor complex; axon; plasma membrane. Gene Ontology annotation, molecular function: brain-derived neurotrophic factor receptor activity; ATP binding; brain-derived neurotrophic factor binding. The record is from RefSeq and is a predicted model, not a curated record. Gene Ontology annotation, biological process: protein phosphorylation; positive regulation of phosphatidylinositol 3-kinase/protein kinase B signal transduction; cellular response to brain-derived neurotrophic factor stimulus. The transcript is spliced from 20 exons.